Molecule: messenger RNA, 3092 nt
Organism: Megachile rotundata (alfalfa leafcutting bee)
Lineage: Eukaryota; Metazoa; Arthropoda; Insecta; Hymenoptera; Megachilidae
Gene: Neos
Product: nuclear receptor coactivator protein neosin
Molecular function (GO): RNA binding
Source: RefSeq, a predicted model, not a curated record
UCCUCACGGUGCGUUUAGAUAAACGCACCUGCAUAUGUAUUAAAAUAGAACACACUUGAAGGAUAAAUUUUAUAUAUACGCGCCAUUAUAUGUAAUUUCUUCAGCUUUCGAUUGUUGAUGAAAGAGCCCUGUUUUUUACCAUAGCGGUGUGUAGUGAGAAACUAAUAGAAACUAAACAGAAAGUACAAACAAGCUGUUUACUGCUGUAUAAUGUUAUCAUCCUUGUGUUGCCGAUAGUAUACUUAAACGAAGUAAAUUGUAAGAAGUGAACGUCAGCAUUGUAAUAUAAACUCUGUUGUUUUUAUCGUUUGAAUGCGGUUAGUGCAUUUAAUCAUUCAUCCAAAUAAAUAUUUACUUUUAACGAUUGCUUUUUAAAAGCAAAUCACGUAAAAAUGAGUGUAAGACUUUUAAAAGAUCCUGCUACUGUAAGUAGCCGAAUAUUUGUGGGUCAUUUACAAACGGACGAUAUGACCAAACAUGAAUUGGAAGAACACUUUUCAAAAUAUGGAACUGUUGUUGGUUCUUUGAUAAAUCGAGGUUUUGGCUUUGUUCAAUUUGAGGAAGAACAAUCUGCUCAAAAAGCUAUUCAGAACGAAGAUGGUGCUAUGUUCAAAGGCAGAAGAAUAGAUGUUAGACCAGCAAAGAAAGACAAUCAAUCCAGUGGCGGGGGCCCAGGGAAAUUAGGAGGACCCAAUAAUCAGUUUAAUUCUAAUAAUAAUCACUUUAAUCCUGGAAAUGAUUCUUUUAAUAGCGGGAGUCAAAAUUAUGGGGGAAAUUCAAGUUUUAACUCGAAUCAGAGUUUUAACUGCGAUUCACAGUUAAAUGAUAACCAAAAAGGAAAUGCUAUACAAAAUCGAAGCAGUGGAAAUGAUCAAUUUAACGAUGCUAAUCAGAAUAGGGACAAUGUAAAUGAUCAGUUUGCAAAUCAAAAUCGAAACAGUGGAAACGAUCAGUUUAAUGUGAUGCAAAAUAAAGGAAAUAAUCAAUUUAAUCCGAAUAAUCAGACCAGGAGCAGUAGUGACCAAUUUAAUCAAAAUAGAGGUGGCAAUCAGUUUGGUCCAGGGGGAAAUCAAAAUAGACCCGGAGGAAAUCAAAAUCGUAAUUCAAAUAAUCAGAAUAAUCAUGGUCAAAGUGGUGGUGGAGGUGGUGGUAUGAAUAGUGGCGGUGGUGGUAGAGCAAGGAACAACAGAGGUGCAAAAAACCGUAAUAAAAAUAGGGACAAUUCAAGUGGGAAUAAUUUUAGAGACCGUAGUCCUAUUAAUAGAAGUGGUCGUUUAGAUGACAAAGGUGCACGGGAUUGGGAUCACAAACAAGGUGACAGAUUAAGGGGGAACAAUUUUGGUCGAGAUUCAUUUAACGACAGUAAUAAUCGUUACGAAGAUUUCAAGAACUCUGGCCCUAGAGAUAUGAACAUCAAUUUUAACAAUACCAGCACAUCAACCGAAUACUCAAAUGUGGUAACUGAAAAAAAUGACUGUGAAAUUAUUGUUGUGAACAAAGCAUUAACGGAGUAUGCUGAAAGUAUUGAAAUGAGGUUAAAGAAAAUCGGAUUAACAGUGGAUUUAUUAUUUCCAAAUGAAGAUGUUCUUUUAAGUAGAGUUCUAGGAAAUAUAGCAAGCCGUGGAUGUUUAUACGCAGUUGUCGUUACACCUAUUAAUCAAGAACAUCAUUCCUUAACUUUAAAUAUUCUUCACGGUUUACCUCAAGAACACAGAAAUAUGCUCGUCGAUGAUGCUAUUAAUUUAAUACAACGUGAUUUUGCUAAUUACAAGGCUGGUGGACGAUCGGUUCCAUUGAAUACACCUUUCGCGAACGAAAGACAUCCUGAUGCUAUUCAAGUUCUUUUAAAUAUGUUGGCUGAUAAUCAUCAACUAACAGUGUUACAAUAUGAUCGUGUUAUAAAAUAUCUGGAAAUUAAACGCGAAGAACAGGUGCAAGUUGAGUUAGGAGACGUAAAAGAUUUACCAACGGCGACAACUACGAUAACAGUUAGCGACCCGAAACAAGCCGAAUUACAAUCUAGAAUACUUAACAUCCUAAACAGUAACAAAACAAAUUCAUCCGUGCCAGCACCUAGUCCAGUACCAGCUCCAACUUCGACACCGACACCUGUUCCACCAGCUACUUGGGGAGCAGCAUCAACUGCCACAACAGCAUCCACAACUACAACUACUACGGGAGUUUCGCCGUCACCUCUACUAAACGAUCCAACAGUUCAAAAGGCACUUGACAGUCUGUUACAAGGCAAUUUGCUCAAAAGCAUCGGCGAUCAGCAACCAGCUACAACUACGACACCUCUAUUUGCUGCUUUUUCUAAUAUCGGACGAUUUUAAUUCGUUUAUCAUUAUUUAUUAUAUAAUGAAAAAUGGAGAUAUGGUACUCCUUUAUUUUUCUCGCAUUCAUACUCGUCUAAUAAAAUAUGAGCUGAAUAUUUUGCAAUGAUAUUUAGUAAAAAUCCGAUAAAUGCUAACAAAAUUCAAUAGUACAUGAUUUUGAUAUUUGUGUCUAAUGAAAUGUUAGCAUGUUUUUCCAUGCAUGGUGAAGUCUUGCUGUAUGAUUCUCGAGCGGAGCUAUAGGAGCAAAAAAAAUUGUGGAAUGAGUCAUAUAAAUGAAACUCCUUCCAUACACUGUUUUAUUAUUAUAGUCGUAGAACUAACGAUGUAGCUUAAAAUUAAAAAAUUUCUAAAUUGGACAAUUUUUCAACUUGUCAAUUUGUAAAUUUGUAAAUUCACCACAUUGGGAAUGUUUAAAUUCCUAAAUUUGUGAGAGUAUGAGGGCGAACUUGCUCAGUAGAUUGUAUAAACGGAUAGAAAUCAUAUAGUAAGACUGCACUGUGCUGAAAACAUACAUUUUUAAAUAUAGAAUUUAUAUAAGUUCUAUAGAUUCUGUUUAUAUAAUUUACAGAGAUACAUAUAAUGAUAUCUGAAAAUAUAUUUGUUUACUCUUUCAUUUUCCGGACAGACAUAUUUUAGUACAUUAUACUUAUUAUAGCGCUUUAAGUGGAAGAGAUUUAGAACAUCGGUAACGUUUAAUAAAUUUUUAACGCGUGUUCGGUGUUUCUUUGUUUUUAUUUCUACAAAAUUAAACAAGAU